This is a messenger RNA of Spirodela intermedia, 2324 nucleotides long. The record is from the annotation of a GenBank genome assembly. NCBI's taxonomy places the organism in Eukaryota, Viridiplantae, Streptophyta, Magnoliopsida, Alismatales, Araceae.
AUGUGGAACAAUUGGACUGUAGAGCUCAGCCUGGAGCGGUAGACCCUUUAAACAUUCAGAUAAUAAAAAAAGUACUAAUAAACAUUUUCUUACGACUUUGGAUGAGACGGGUGAUUUGGCGUGCUUGGGAAAAUUUUGGAAGAAAUUUAAUGAUAAGAAAUAAAAACAUGGUAGUGGAAUAAUGAUUUAGACCGGAUUAUAUUGGGUUAAAUUCUCCAUUGAGAAAUAACGAUGAAAACCUAAAGUAUUGAUAAAAAAAAUUAUUCUUUUCAUUUGAUCUCUAAGUUAAAGAAAACGUUUCCUACCAAGUUCCUUAGAAAGAGAGUUAUAUACAUUCUAUAUUUGGCGAGAAACCAUGAAAAGCAUCUCCUAGGUUUUUCGUAUUAGCACCCAAUCUUUACCUUAAAUUCUUGAAUUAAAUGAAAAUGAUCUUAUAGAUAUUGAAAUAUGGUUCAAUUGGGGCUUGAGGGUAGUAAAAUUCAAAACGAAGGUAACCAAGAAAAUCUCGAAUUGUUUUAGAUAUUACAGAUUAAAAAUGAUAUUUUCUCAGUUUAUUUAAGCUAAAAAUCAGGAGUUGAUUCUAUAGAGGAAACUACCAUCAUAAAACCAUUUAGUUUGUUAUUGAAUAUGCAUAAACCUUUUUCUAAAAAAUUCUAUAAAUGAAACAUAAGGAGAAUCAAUUUUAAAGAAAUAAAAAUUAAUUAAAAAAAUAGUUAUAUCUUCAUAAUUUAUCUUGAUAAUUUUUUAAAUGAUUAUUUUUUAAAAAAUUUAUGUAAAAUAAAAUUAUUACACCAAAUUCAUAGAAAGGAAAAUUAAUCCAAGGAGACAUUAUAUCUAUUAAAAUAAGUUUACAAGUCUAUUAAGAGUCAUGAUACUUUUGUAAAGAGCCUUAUUGAUUCAAUUAAGGUAGCAUGAGAAACCAAAAGAGAGGUGGGCAUGAUUUUAUAUUCUACAUUUUUGGCUUCCUAAUAGUUGUUUUUUUUACUAUAGUUACAAAUCUUGCCAUGUGUUGUCAUAUUCUUUUCUAAACUUAAGCUUAAUGAAUUGUCAACUAAUAUUGUAAACUUCAUCACAAAUUGAAAUAUUUUAUUCUUUUGUGGUGAUGAUUUCAUUGUGAAUCUAUUUCAAAUAUGAUUUCAUUGUGAAUCUAUUUUAACAUGGUAGUGACUUUCCUACAGAUCGUCGGUGAAGGAUUAAGCCACUAGAAUCACUAGAUCAUGGACGAAAAUCUCAUCAACACGAUUUGCGGAGCAUUGUUACUAAAAAUGCUGAACGAUUCAUGAUAAAAGGAUCGCGAAUCUAUCGAGUAAAGCUUCUCCGAUUGAUCGACGAACAAGCCGUCGUCGAGAAGAGGACGAUCCACUGGGAGAUGAGUCGCCACCUCUUGAGAGCGUACUGACGUGACUCAGUCGUUGUAUAUUAAAUCACGCAAAUCUAAAAUUUAUAAAACUAGAAAAUACGAAUUUCCGGAUAUUUAGAAGUAUUUAUAAAUAAAUAUAUCAAUUAUAAUUCAAUAAAAGUUCCAAAAAUAGCGGUAAUUUCCCAGGUCGAUCACAGGGAUGUAAUAUAAUAUUUUGUAAUUAUUUAGAGUUUUUCUCAAUGAAUACGAUUUUCUAUGAAUUUUAUACUAGGAAAUGAAAAGGAAAUAUAUUUAAAAUUCACGAAAAAAAAAGAGGAAAUAAGGGUGCGGACGACAGGAUGACGUCAGCGCCCGGCGAACGCGAAUCGGGCGGAAACAGAGUUCCGCCCGGCGAUUCUUACGUAAGCGAUUACAGACGAUUUAAUUAAUCAAAUUAAGAUCUGUAAAAGCCGGAAGAAUCGUAAUUGAACGAAGUAUAGUUUGGUAAAUUAAAAUCACACAAAGUAUCACUAAAUAAAGCGUAAAUUAAAUUGAAAGCAGGAAACCAGAGUUCCGGCGUCGCGAUGGCGAUGCGUCAGCGAUGCACCGGAAUCCUGAGCGUUCGGGAGGAUCGUCAUGCAGUGUCCACGGCCUCGAAGGCUCUCCUUGGACAAAGACGACGUGGGCAAUCUCUAGAUCUUCUCGCGAAGUCUAGAGAUCAAUGAAGUGGGUCGUCGAGUCGUCUCCGGCGGCUGUCACCCGGCGGAGCGGAAAAACGGCGACUUUGCGGCUCUCCGGCGGCUGUCACCCGACGGAGAGGAGCUGGAUGGAGGUGGGGCGCGUGUCAGGGAGCUUCAUCCUCAGGUCCGCGCAGCAAGGGGAGGCUCUUCAUCGCAUCUGGUACGCUCUCAGGAGGUGGCGACUCGUCUCCCGGCGGAUCGUCCUCUUCCCGACGACGGCUUGUUCGUCGAUCAAUCGGAGAUGA